CAGUAUUAUAUAAAUUAAUAAUAUUGCCCAAGUCUUAUACAGAGGCGCUAUACAGCAAAAGUUGUUUUAUGGUCAAGGAGUUGAAAUUGUUGUACAUUGUUUUGUUUAAAAUAUUGAAAAAUCAAUCCACAAAUGAUGGCUAAGCACCAGCCAACCAACCCACCACCGGACCAUGAACUAACACUCUUCAAUCCUCCUCAAAAACCUCUAAAAUACUAGCUAGCUUCCAUUAAUGGAGUCUUUGUUUUUGUUCUCCUCUUUUGCUUCCUUGGCGACCUUCACUUUUUGCUGCUUUGCAUUUCUUCCAUCUUUCAUAGCUUCAUCAUACCCCAUCUUCAAGCAUUCCAUCUAUCCAAACUUCACAGCAUCUCACCUUCAAUUCGUCGACUAUAAUGGUGCUUUCUUGGGGUCUGUCAAUGGAACUUUUAUGGCCUCUAUAAUUGGCCUUUCACAGAGUCCUUUAAGCUACUACUUGUCCAUUAUCCAUAAAUCCACUAACACCAUCAUUUGGACACACAACCCCAGCACACCCAUUUCCGAGUCCUCAACGCUAUUGCUCACCAUCAAUGGCCUCUUCAUCACUGAUGCCUCUAACAACCUUAUCUGGUCCACACCGCCUUUCAACUCUCCGGUUCGAGCUCUGCAGCUCCUAGAGACAGGAAACCUUAUAUUGGUUGAUAACAGGAAUGUUUCUCUAUGGGAAAGUUUCAAUCAUCCAACGGACACCAUUGUCAUGGGACAGAACUUGGACGUGGGGAGAUCAUUGUAUGCUCCUGCCGGACCAACAAACUUGUCGACAGGUGAUUACCGACUCACACUUUCUGAUAAGGAUUUGAUAUUUCAGUGGAGGGAUCAGACCUAUUGGAUGCUCUCCAUGGAGACAAAUGCCUUCAAACAUUCAAAUGAGCCACUGUCAUACAUGGCCAUGAACAGCACUGGUUUGAAUCUGCUUGGGGAUGACGGAUCUCUGGUUUUUCAAGUAAACUUGAAUUUCUCAAGUUUCAGGAUCGCCAAGCUUGGAUCUGAUGGAAGGUUUAGAAUCAUGAGCUUCAUAGGAGAGAAAUGGGUUGAAGAAUUUGUAGGUCCUGAAGAAUACUGUCGAGUUCCAUCAGCUUGCGGACAACUGGGAUUAUGCAACAUACACGAAGCGUCUUGUUCAUGUCCACCAGGUUUCGAUAGGAGGUCUGAUGAUAAAGUUGGUUGUGUUCCAACAGAUGAUUCAUUAUCAUUGCCUAUUGGAUGUAACCCAAGUGGGAAUUUGAAUUCCACAUCGAUUUCUUAUGUGAAAUUGGAGGAUUGGAUGGACUAUUUUUCUAAUGAUUUAGCAGAGCCUGUGAAGCGCAGUGUGAAUCUGUCAAUCUGUCAAGAUCUAUGCUCGAUGAACUGUUCAUGCUUGGGCUUUUUCUAUGGAAAUUAUUCUGGUGUUUGCUAUCUGCUUGAAAAUUAUCUGGGUUCAAUCAUGUCUAAGAGUACCAGAGAGGAUCGUAUAGGGUACAUAAAGACUUCUUCAGCUUCUUCCACCAAGAACACAUUUACAAAGAAGGAAGAUAAAUUCCCAAUGGUGGCCAUGGUGUUAAUACCUUUAUUUGGGUUUUUCUUCUUGCUCACUAUCAUAGGCAUAGCAAUUCUCUGGCUAAGAAAAGCUAGGCCUUCAAAGCUAGAAGACGCCAUGAUUCUGGACCGUCAAAAUUCAUUAUCAUCAUCAUCUGAGCUUAAUAUAAUUUCUAUACCAGGCUUACCCGUAAGAUUCGAUUUCGAAGAACUUGUUUCUGCUACUGAAAAUUUCGAGACCGAGAUAGGAAGUGGUGGAUUUGGUAUGGUAUAUAGAGGUACUAUGCCGGAUGAAACAGUAGUGGCAGUGAAGAAGAUCAAAAACUUUGGAACCAGAGGGAAGAAGGAAUUUUGCACUGAGACUGCAAUUAUUGGAAGCAUCCACCAUGUCAAUCUUGUAAGAUUGAAAGGCUUUUGUAUCCAAGGAAACCUGCGGUUUUUAGUAUACGAGUUUAUGAAUGGAGGCUCCUUAGAGAGGACUCUUUUCGGAACAGGUCCGGUUCUACAAUGGAAUGAGAGACUGAAAAUAGCGAUUGGAACAGCUAAGGGACUUGCAUAUUUACACAGUGAAUGCCAACACAAGAUCAUCCACUGUGACAUCAAGCCAGACAACAUUCUCUUAGGCGAAAAAAGUUCAGUGAAAAUCUCUGAUUUCGGGCUCUCAAAGCUGCUAGAUCACCAUGAUAACUCCAAGCUGUUAACAACAAUGAGAGGGACAAGAGGCUAUAUUGCACCAGAAUGGCUAACUAGUUCAGGUAUCACUGACAAAUCUGAUGUAUAUAGUUUUGGGAUGGUUUUGCUUGAGAUUGUGAGUGGAAGAAGGAACUGUACAUUGAUGACACAGAGGAGUACUGGAAUUACCAAAGAUGCGAAUGGAUCAAAUGGCGAAUCCAUCUCUACUUUGAGUCUUGAACCUGGAUGGGUUUAUUUCCCUGCAAUGGCACUGGAAAUGCAUAACCAAAGAAGGUAUUUGGAGCUGGUAGAUCAGAGACUAGAAGGUAGAGUGAGAAGUGAGGAGGUUGAGAAGUUGGUGAGAGUGGCAUUGUGUUGUGUACAGAUGGUUCCAGAGUUCAGACCAACUAUGGCAGAAGUGGUCGCCAUGUUGGAAGAUCGUUUGCCUUUGCGAGAGCCCAGGGUAGAUGCCUUGAAUUUCUUGCUGUCGUUUGGAGGGAGACUCUCAAGGCAUGCACCAGACUAGGCAGAAAAAGAUGCAUUUGAUGGAAUCUGGUUUAAAAUUUCAGUUAGAUAAAUCAAUGCUGUUAUAUCUCUCACAGUCAAUAGGUUUGGAAUUUAUCAUAUUAGCUCAAAAUCUGGAAAUGAAAAUGGGAAAAAGUUAAAUACAAAAUGCAUUUUGUUUUCUUUGAAAUCGUGAUCGGUAUAAAUGUAUCAUAGCAUCAAUUAGGAGCUUUGCUUGGUGAGUUUAGUUUCUUGGUUUUGUUCUUAAACUGGUGUUGAAAGAAAAUAACGUUAUCUCUAUGGCAAUUGACAAGCUUCUAAUUUUCAACUGGCAAUGCAAAAUUUUCUGUCAGUCCAAACAGCAUUGCGUCACUAGCUACGCAAAUUGAAAUUAUCUAAAUAUUUAUUCGACUUUUACUUCAUUACACACUAGGGGAAUGAUUCAAAGCUGCUUUUUUUUUAUAGACUAAAACGAAAGUCAGGUGGUCAAAGAUUGAAAAAAAGACAAUGGAAACCUACCCAAAAAAAACAAAAAAAAAAAAAAGAAAAGAAGGAAGUCAGAAUCAUUGUUUUCAAUGACCAAUUUUCCAUUCUUCAGGAAUCAAGACUUAAUUAUUCAAUGACUUUUGGAGUUAAAAGAAACCCCACUUUACUUAAUGUUAAAGGCAGACUGACCUUUACGGCAGCUUCUAUGUCCAACUGAAGUUUUGGAUGACUCUCGGAUCAAAGAGCAUGCAGGGAUACAAAAAAUCAAAGUCAUCGCAGGAAAUAGCAGAUGAAGCACCACUAGCCGUUCUGAUUGAAUAUACCAUCUGCUUUAAGGAAUCAGAUUACAUACAUAUAUAUAUAUAUAUAUAUAUGUUACCUAUAUUGUUAGGUUGAGAAUAUUUAGGGGCUUACAUUCUGAUCUCCUAAAAUUAUUCUUAUAAUUAAAAGUAAAAUUUUGGGGCCAAAAAAGCUUCCAACAUUCAAAGAAUUAAAACAACAAAGAAAAGGGGGUGAUCGAUGCCAUGCAUAGUUCUCGAUUUUCACUAGCCAGAUUUUUUUAUUUUUUUUUAUUUUUUGAAUAUAAUAUAUUGUUUAAAGUAAAACUUCACAUGCCAUCAUCCUUUAUGAACUUGAAAAGCAAAACCAAAAUCAAAAGUAUGAUACGGUAUUUUCAUAUGAGGUCUAAAUCUAGUACAAGAAUUUCAAAUUAGCAUUUGUAUACUCGGUUUUCCAGAGGGUUAAAAUAUAUAUAUAUAUUAAAAAAAAAAAAAAGGCACUUUGUAAUAAAAAUGAAAAUCUGGUAAUGUUCUCUCAAUUUUAUAAAUAUUCACACAAUUUGCUAUUUUAAAAAUAAAAAAAAAAUGCUGUUCGUUAUUCUUUACA
Molecule: messenger RNA, 4098 nt
Organism: Ziziphus jujuba (common jujube)
Lineage: Eukaryota; Viridiplantae; Streptophyta; Magnoliopsida; Rosales; Rhamnaceae
Product: G-type lectin S-receptor-like serine/threonine-protein kinase At5g35370
Exons: 1
Coding region: 233-2749 (838 amino acids)
Biological process (GO): recognition of pollen; protein phosphorylation
Molecular function (GO): protein serine/threonine kinase activity; ATP binding
Source: RefSeq, a predicted model, not a curated record